GGGGAGGGGCCGCCGCGGCGGCCGCCGGUCCCAGGGAGUCUGCGGGGCGCGCGGGGCGCCCGGGGCGCUCGUCCCCCUCCUCCGUGUUGGGGCCCCGGGAGCGGGGUGAGCGCUCCUGAUAGCGCUGCAGGGCCACUGGCCAUGUCGCUGCCCGGGGCCGUUGGGGGCGCGACCUGGCGUUGUCCCGGUCGCCUCUUCGCCUGUCAUUUCUCCCACGCGGCGCGGCGUGGGGAGCGGCCGGGCGGGGGGGAGCUGAGCCGCCUGCUCCUGGAUGACCUGGCGCCGACCUCGCGGUCUUCGGGGGGACUGGAGCUUCUGUUUGGCCUGUCCCCUUGUCUCCUGGCCUUGCGGGCCGCCCGUCGCCGGGUGGCCAGGCUCCUGCUCCAGGCCGGCAGAUCCGGGUUGCAAGGGGAGCGGGCCGAGCUGCUCCGGGAGGCAGAGGCGCGGGACAUCCCAGUUCUGCGGCCCAGACGGCGGAAGCUGGACGCCCUGUGCCGCCAUCAGGUGCACCAGGGCGUGUGCAUGGAGGUGAGCCCGCUGAAGCCUCGGCCUUGGACUGAGGUCGAAGAGGCGAGGCCGGGCGACGACCCCCGGCGGCUGUGGCUCGUCCUCGAGAGGCUCCAGGAUCCCCGGAAUCUUGGGGCCGUGCUGCGUUCUGCUCACUUCCUCGGAGUGGAUAAAGUCAUCACCAGCGGGAGAAACAGCUGCCCGCUCACUCCGGUAGUCAGCAAGGCCAGCGCAGGGGCUAUGGAGGUGAUGGACGUGUUCUCCACCGAGGACCUGGCCGGCUUUCUACAGGCCAAAGCCCGGCAGGGCUGGCUCGUGGCUGGCACGGUGGCCUGCCCAAGGCCUGAGAUGUCCCCAUCCUCUGAGAUCCCCAUCACUAGCUGCUUGGAGUUCCUCUGGGACCAGCCUACUCUCCUAGUGCUGGGUAAUGAGGGCUCUGGUCUGUCCCAGGCGGUGCAGGCAUCCUGCCAGCUACUCCUUACCAUCCUGCCCGGCCGGCAGCUGCCUCCUGAACUCGAGUCCUUGAAUGUCUCCGUGGCUGCAGGAAUUCUUCUUCACUCCAUUUGCUGCCAGAGGAAAGAUUUCCCUAUGGGGAGGAAGAGAGAACACCUGCUCCAAGACCCCCGGGAACCCUCAGCCACAUCAGAAGGGCCUGGGCUGGCACAGCACCCGGGACUAUCCUCAGGAUCAGAAUGAGAGAGACAAAAUGGGAGCUGACUUGGACUGAGCUGUGUGUGCCGGAGGGCAUGCAUACCCACAUGCUUGAAUGUGCUGAAGUCUCUUGCCUCAGUGUGCAACCAGGCCCCUGGUAUUUUUUUUUUUUUAAGAUUUUAUUUAUUUACUCAUGAGAGACACACGAAGAGAGACAGAGACACACACAGGGGGAGAAACAAGCUCUUCACAGGGAGCCCGAUAUGGGACGCAAUCCUCAGACCCUGGAUCAUGCCCUGAGCUGUAGGCAGGUGCUCAACCACUGAGCUGCCUAGGCGUCCCUAGGCCCCUGUUUAUUAACCACUGUCUUGGUGUGCAGCGAGCUCUGUAGUAGAGACCAGAGGAGAGCUUUUAAUUUUGGGCUUAUGGUUAGAGGGGGCAGCUUGUUAAUAAUCUCUAAGAUGAAAAAAAAAAAAAAUCUCUAAGAUGUGCUGGGAGAGAGGGUCUCUGCUCCUGGGCCCUGCCUGGAAGACAAGAAGGGAAUCAGGCAGCCAAGUCCAGGUGUCCUGUUCCUCUGGAACCCGUGUGAGAAUGUAGAGGGAAGCCCGGGUUCCUCUUGUGGACUAGAUGGGUGCAAAUCCAGGCUCAAACCCUGUCCUAGUGGGGACCUUGAGCACAUGGCUCCAUCCUUCUGGGCCUUGGAGCCCUUGUUGGCACCUCCCUCCCCAGGGCUCUUUGUGAGAAUCAAAUAAAAUCACCUGGGCCGUCCUGUCCCAUUCCUCCACUAGGUGGCAGCCUCGCUCUUUGAGCCACAGUUUUCUGGAAGCUUUUACAGCCACCUGGGGGAGAUUCUUGGUGGUGGCCCCCAGAGAGGUGAGGGAAAGAUUAGCCAGCAGCUCUUACCUCACUGGCCCUCCAGAACCCCUCACCAGCCACUCAUUAGUCAGUGCAUCUCCAAGAAAGGAACUGAUGAAUCAGAGUCCUGGUCAAGCAGAGCGUUGCUGUUUACUGUACAACCCAGAUAGGUUUGGUCCUCCUCCCACAGGACCCCACAAAUGGAGCAGAAGCCCCCAGUAUAGUAGUUUAGAGCAGUCCUGGCUGCACAUUGGAACCAUCUGGUAAACUCAAAAACAACUAACACUGGGGACCAACCCCAGAGACUCUGGUGUAAAUGGUCAGGGGGCAGCCUGGGUAUCAGGAUUCUUAAAGCCCCCAAAUGAGUCUGAGGCAUAGCCCAGGCUGAGAACCACUGGAGCAAGGUUUCUGGACUUCAGUAGUGACACCCUAGGCCAGAUAACUUUCUGGUGUGACGGCUUGGCCUGUGCGGUGUAGGAUGUUCAGCAACAUCCCUGGCUUCUACCCCACUGGAUGCCAGUAGCACCCCUGUCCCUUGUUGUGACAACCAAAAAUGCCUCCCGACAUUGCCAAAGGUCCCCUGGAAGACAAUUGCCCCUAGUUGGGAAGCACUGCUCCAGAGCAUGGAUCUGGAGGACAGCAACCUAAGUUCAAGUCCUGAUUGCUGUGUGAUCGUAGGCAGGUUCCUUUCCCACUGGAGCCCCCAUCUCCUCGUUGGAGAAUGGGGAUCAUCCUACCUUUCCAAGUUGUGGGACAAUAGAGAGGGCAAUGUGAGCUGGGUGCCUCCCACCCGGUGGUGCUCGAUAAAUAGUACCAUUCUUUUCUCUUUGGAAUGAAUUGAUCUUGGAAUUUUGAUGGGGAUGCCAAUUUAGAAAGACAUUAGGAGGGUCUAAGAUGCCUCUAAAGGUUUUUCCUCUCAAGAAAGAGGAAGAGGGGCACCUGGGUGGCUCAGCGGUUGAGGGUUUUGCCUUUGGCUCAGGUCAUGAUCCCAGGGGGCUGGGAUCCUGGUGAGGAGCCUGCUUCUCUCUCAGCCUGUGUCUCUGCCUUUCUCUCUCUUUCUCUCUCUCUCUCUCUCUCUCUCUCUCUCUCUCUCUCUGUCUCUCAUGAAUAAAUAAAGUCUUUUUAAAAGAGAAAGAAGAAGAAACCCUUUCAUAAAACUCCAUAGAUCAGGGUUGAGGAUGUAUGUGGUGGUGGUAACAGCUUUAAUAUUCCAGAUGCCCAGAGGCAUCAAGCUGAUUAGAUCAGAAUCUCUGGGGAAGGAGACCGGUCCCAUGUUUCUUAGGGCUCCCCAGUUGACGCCACUGUGUCACCAGGUUCGAGAAUCACUGGUCUUUGAAACCACGUUCUCGUGUCCAAAAAACUGCUUCUAAAUCAUUCACACCUGUGUUUUUUUUUAAGAUCUUAUUUAUUUACUCAUGAGCGACACAGAGGCAGAGGGAGAAGCAGGCUCCCCGUGGGGAGCCCAAUGCGGGACUCGAUCUCAGGACCCCAGCAUCACGCCGUGAGCCAAAGGCAGAUGCUCAACCACUGAGCCACCCAGGUGCCCCCACACCCACGCUUUUGAGUGCAUGUCUGAAAGCUUGGGCCAGUUAACCUUUCAUCUGUGCCUAAAGGUUCUUAGAAGGUGCUGCAUCCAGCCCUGGCUCCACAGCUUUUGGCCUGGAUAGCUUCCCAGCCUCCUCAUCUGUAAAAUAGGGACAGUGCCUUCAGCACUUGCCCCAGUACCCACCCCCCGACAAGGAUUUGUAAGAAUAAAGAGAGUAUCAGCAAAAACAUUCUGUAAACCUAAGUGUUGUGCACCCCAGGACUAGCAUGUGAUAAUACAGACGUGGCUGUAACAGCUCAGUUUAGAUAUCAAGUUGCCUGGGCCAUGGGAUACCCAGCUGUUUGGCCAAACCUUAUUCCAAACCUUAAAAGUUAUUCCAAGUGUUUCUGUGAAGGUGUUUUUUGGAUGAGAUGAACAUUUAAAUUGGUAGACUGAGGGGCACCUGGCUGGCUCAGUCUGAAGAACAUGUGACUCUUGACCUUGGGGUUGUAAGUUCGAGCCCCACGUUGGGUGUAGAGAUUAUUAAUAAAUAGAUCACUAAUAAACUUUAAAUUGGUAUACUGAGUAAGGGAGAGAGCGCCCUUUCCAGUGUGGGCAGGCCUCAAUCAAAGGCCUGAAGGGGGUUGUGGUGGGAAGGCUGACACUCCCCUGAUAAGAAUUCUUCCUGCCUUUUGGAACCGAAACAUGGGCUCUUUUCUGGUCUUGAGCCUGCUGGUGGCCUUCAGAUGGGAACUGUGUCAUCAGCUCUCCCGGGCUUCCAGCUUGCUCCCUCAACCCUGCAGAGCUGGGACAUGCCAGUCUUAUAAUCAAGUGAGCCAAGUCUUCAUAAUAAGCAAAUGUGUAUACAUGUGUAUACAGAUAGGGAUAUGGGUAUGCAUCACUUGUUGGUUCUGUGUCUCUGGAGAAUCCAGAUUUGUAGACUUGAUGGAAAUUAACUGAGAUGUCCUGGUGUUCCCUCCAUGCGGCAGUACAGAAUUGAGCUCUGCUCUCUAGGACCAAACCCAGCAUGAAACCUGGAAGCUGUGGUUGGGGGUACUCGGGGUUCAGAGGCUGUUCUUCUGCCCACGGACUCUCAUGUAGUGUCUGGAACCUAAUCUACCCUGCUUUGGGCACGGUGUUCAUCACUUUUCCAGAUCCCAAGAGUCUGAGCCAUCUAGAGGGCCACUCUCUAAAGUGCCACUCUGGGGGCUAAGAGCCAAGCACAGGGGGCUCCUCCCUGCUUCAUCCCUUGGGCAACAGGCUGUCUGGCCUCUGGGAAGUCAGGAUCACUUGAACCAAAGGGGAUUGAGGCCGUGAUUACCUGCCAUGCGCACAUAGGUAUGUAAUUAUGUGACGCAAACCAGGCAUUAAGACAAAGAGAAAGCACCUGAGAGCCUAAGGUGAAGGAGAAGUCUGGAUUUCCUUGGGGUGGCCUCUGGUCGCUGACACAGGGCAGUGCCUGGCACAGAGACUGCUCAGCAAGCAUGAUUGAGUACACAGGACCCGGGGUGUCCGUGGCUGUGGGUAUGAAGGGGGGCUGGUUGGGGUCCGUCCCCUGCAGGGCAGGGUCAGAAUGAAGCCAGAGGGGAGCAGUGGUGGUUAAGAACAUGACCCUGGCCGUGAAGUAGUGCUUGCUUUGAGUUCCAACUCAGACUUGCUCAUAGUGUAAAUAUGGACAGAUCCCUUAACUUUUCCGAUAGCCUCCACUUCAGAGGGUCGGGGUGCAGAUCAAAUGAGCUCAUGCAUGUAAAGCCCUCAGUCCAGUCCUGGAGGAGCAUGGCAGCUGUUCUUGCAGCAUCUGAGGGCAUGGGCUCUGCCGUCCUACCAACCUGGCCUCAAUUUCCCCAUAGACUAGGGCCUAUUUCAGCUGCAACAUGCGAUUUACCUCUGAGAGCAGCUGGAGGGAGCUGGAGAGGGAGGGGGUUGGAAUGACAUUGGCAAGCUCCUCCUUUGUCAGGGCUCCCCAGCCAAGAGGGGAAGGGUCCCAGAAGGCUGGUAUUCCAGAAUAGCUAAAUUGUGGCCAGCACCCCAGCCCCCUCCGGGGCUGCAAUUUUUUUUGGCCGGAGGUUAAAUUGCCAGCUCCCUCCCCCAGGCUGAGGUCCUAAAUUAGACCCUCCCCCAUCACUCUUGCAGGGCCAGGCGCCAGGGAUCCCCACAGUUUGUAAAUGUAAUCAACCUUGAGGUCUCCGACUUCCACAGGUGCAAUUAGCAUGCCCAUCUGCUAAUCCCUGAUUAAUGAUGUUUACAAACAUGGGACUCCACUCACAGAGCUGCUCAACCCCUCCCUCCAGGACCAGGAGGGAGGAGUCUUCUAACAGCACCCCCUCUACACACACACACACACACACACACACACACACACACACACACACUAGGCCAAUGACCCUCUCCAUCCCUUUCCCCAGGCAGUGGGUAGAGCUGGAGGUCCCUCCCUGGAGCCCCCUCACCCAACUCUCUUUGCACACAUAUGGAAAGAAGACCGGAAGAGCACAUAGGGACAGUAUGAGGCUCAGUGAUAGGGCUAGGAUCCUCUUCUUCCCUUUGUCUCUCUAGUUCUGGAAUCUCUGGAUGCAGGGUGAGCUUGCUGCCUUUCUUGUACCACACCAGCUCCAGCUCUGCGGCCACACGUAUAGGCCUCCCAGCAUGGAGCUGUGAGCCCACCCCCAGUGUCCCAACAGUCCAGCUCCUCUGCCUGUCUCCAGACGGGGGAGCAUUCCCACUCCAUCUACCUUCCUACUGAGGAAUUUGGUGGGGCCAUGCUAUGAGGCACGUAGUAAAGGCAUUAGGAACGGAGACUUCUGGGAGACAGAACAUGGAAGACUCCUAACUCUGGGAA
Molecule: messenger RNA, 6374 nt
Organism: Nyctereutes procyonoides (raccoon dog)
Lineage: Eukaryota; Metazoa; Chordata; Mammalia; Carnivora; Canidae
Gene: MRM1
Product: mitochondrial rRNA methyltransferase 1
Exons: 5
Coding region: 142-1203 (353 amino acids)
Biological process (GO): rRNA methylation
Cellular component (GO): mitochondrion
Molecular function (GO): RNA methyltransferase activity; RNA binding
Source: RefSeq, a predicted model, not a curated record